This is a messenger RNA of Manis javanica (Malayan pangolin), 1814 nucleotides long. The record is from RefSeq and is a predicted model, not a curated record. NCBI's taxonomy places the organism in Eukaryota, Metazoa, Chordata, Mammalia, Pholidota, Manidae.
UGUGCAUCUUUAAUAUUAAUAUUUUACCAAAGAAAAUACAAGCCUUUUGUUAUACCACUAAACCUUCAUGCUCUAAAAGCUCUGAAAGUCAAAAAAGCAUAGUGUAGGGAAUUUUAAAGGACAGGGUACUCAGCUCAACAACAGACCAUCACCAUGGUUCGACUUCAUUUUUUGACUUCAUGUAUGUGCGUAUGUAAAAUGUAUUCAGUAGCAACCACACUUGGAAUUUUGAUCUUUUCCUGGGCUAACAAUACAUGCAAUACUAUACUCUCUGGUGAUGCCCAGCAGUGGCAGAAAGUCCCAGUCAGCCAUGUGAUCACAAAGGUAAACAACCAACACAACCAUUGUUUUUCACUUUUAGUACAAUAUUCAAUAACUUACAUGAGAUGUUCAACACCUUAUUAUAAUAUAGGUUUUGUGUUAGAUAAUUUUGCCCAACUGUAAGGCUAAAGAAGUGUUCUGAGCAUGUUUAAGGUAGGCUGGGCUAAGCUGUUUGGUACGUGUAUUAAAUGCAUUCUUAACAAUAUGUUCAACUUAUAAUGAGGUUACUGCACGUAACUCCGUUGUAAGUCAAGGAAGACCUGUACAGUAAUGUUCAAAUUGGUAGUCUAUUCUGAUUAUAUUCUAGGAGGUGUUAACAGGUUGGCCGUGAGAAAAUAGGCUUUCUGGCUAGGCAAAUUUAGGUCCAGCCUUCGGGCGGCGCGCUCUCCGCCCGACAGGCGGCGCUGUGGGCCUGCAGCUCUGCCCGCCGAACCCUCCGGCGCCGGAGGCCGGAACCGCCGCCGCUUCUGUCCGUGCCGCACGUGCCGUCCCUCGGUCUGGGCGCCGCCAUGGCGGCGGCGGCGGCCGAGAUGCACGUGUUCGUGGAGGUGCGCAGGCGGCUGCGGAGCGCGCUGCUGAUCCUGGGAGAGCCGAAAGCAGGAGGUAUGCCCAUGGAUAUCUCUGUGAUGCCGUCCUCACUGCAGGUGAAAACCCCUGAGGGCUGCACAGAGACCCGGCUUCCAGCAGAGGUCAGGCUUGCCCCUUCUACCUGCCGGGGGCUGCGCUAUGUGGCUGGGGAUGGGCUGCACCUCAGGCUGCAGGCUCAGGCAGGACUCUGCGCAGAACUGAUUUCAGUGUUUAAUUGAAGUUUACAAUCCCAAGAAUGCUGCACAUUUUAUUGUCAGUCCUGUGGAGAAGUCGUAAUAAGAGACAGGAAGCUCCUCCGGGUGCUCCCGUUGCCGAGUGAGAACUGGGGAGCUCUAGUUGGAGAAUGGUGUUGUCAUCCUGACCCCUUUGCUAAUAAGCCACUUCAUCCGCAAGAGAAUGACUGUUUUCUUGUUGACACUUUCUUCUUGGUGAAUUUAAGAAGUGACUUGUGGCAUCCAAGACCUGAACUAGCCCCAGCGGAGAUGCACUGUCUUUCUUCUGAGAACCGUUUUAAAUUGAAACCAAAGGCAAAUACCAAAGUAAUUUGUAAGCGUUGCAAGGUAAUGUUGGGAGAGACCAUGUCAUGAGGCUUUCCAGCUCAUGGGAAAGUGAUGUCACCACCCACUCUCUGACCCUGGCUUCUACCACCUGCUUGGAGCUGCUGCUGAUAUUAACAGGGAACAAUGCCACUCUGCCCCCAUCCCUCCAUUCUAUGGAUUCCUUUCAGGUGAGGAAGAGCUCCUUUACCAAGGUGUGAUUUCUCUAUUUAUUUGCAAUUGUUUUUUAAGGAUCCUGUGUUUCACAGGAGAUAGCCCACCAAAUUCACCGCUUCAGAUAAUGAUAAUAAUAAGCACAGUGCAUGUAUUGCCUUGUCUUUUUUUCAAUAAAUGAGAAAAUAGAGGCUC